CGGGGAGCUGUGAGGGAGUGGGGAGUGGCGGCGCUGCCGCCGUCGGCUGCCUCGCGGGGAGCCGGCGUGGGGGGAUGGGUGAGAGUACCAGCCCCAUCAGCGUGAUCCUGGUGAGCUCGGGCAGCCGCGGCAACAAGCUGCUCUUCCGCUUCCCCUUCCAGCGGGGCCCGGAGCACCCGGCCGCCCAGGCCGGUAAGCCAAGGAGCCGAUAUGCUGUGAAUAGCACUAGUGACAACACAGAAGACCAAGAUGGAGACUCCAGAGAGCAAUAUCCUCUAACUGAUGAGCAAUUGGUUUCAGGAUUUUCAGAUGUCAUCCUGGCAACAAUUUUAGCUACCAAAUCAGAUAUGUGUGGCAAAAAAUUUGAGCUGAAGAUUGAUAAUGUCCGUUUUGUUGGCCAUCCUACCUUGCUGCAGCAUGCCCUUGGGCAGGUAUCCAAAACUGAUCCAUCACCAAAGAGAGAGAUGCCCACCAUGAUUCUCUUUAAUGUUGUAUUUGCCUUAAGGGCCAACGCAGAUCCGUCGGUGAUCAACUGUUUACACAACCUCUCUCGUCGAAUUGCCAUAGUUCUACAACAUGAGGAACGUCGUUGUCAGUACCUGACCAGAGAGGCCAAGCUGAUCCUAGCCAUUCAGGAUGAAGUGUCUGCCAUGUCAGAAACAGCAGAAGGUCCACAAUCACCUUUCCAUCACAUUCUACCCAAGUGCAAGCUGGCCAGAGACCUCAAAGAGGCUUAUGACAGUCUUUGUACUACAGGGGUGGUGCGAUUGCACAUCAACAACUGGCUUGAAGUGAGUUUCUGUCUGCCUCAUAAAAUCCAUUAUGUUGCAACAAGCUUUAUACCUCCUGAAGCGAUUGAAAGAAGCCUGAAAGCUAUUAGGCCUUACCAUGCCUUAUUACUACUGAAUGAUGAGAAAUCGUUGCUUAAUGAGCUUCCAUUGGACUGUUCCCCGGCCCUGGUGAGAGUGAUUAAAACUACCUCUGCUGUGAAGAAUCUGCAGCAGCUGGCUCAGGAUGCUGACCUGGCAUUACUACAGGUUUUCCAGCUUGCUGCACAUCUGGUUUACUGGGGAAAAGCAAUUAUUGUCUAUCCACUGUGUGAAAACAACGUCUAUAUGCUGUCCCCCAAUGCCAGUGUUUGUCUUUACUCCCCUUUGGCAGAGGAAUUUUCCUGUCAGUUUCCUGGCCAUGAUUUGCCGUCUGUGCUUUCCAAGUUCUCUUUGCCAGUUUCCUUAUCAGAGUUCAAGAAUCCGCUAGCUCCGCCAGUACAAGAGACUCAGCUCAUACAGAUGGUAAUAUGGAUGCUCCAGCAUCGCCUUCUCAUCCAGCUCCACACGUAUGUCUGUCUGAUGGUGCCCCCGAAUGAGGAAGAUUUCCGAGCUCAAGAUGAAGACAUGCCCUUCACUGCCAGAGUUGGAGGCAGAAGUUUAAGCACUCCCAAUGCUCUCAGCUUUGGCUCCCCAACCAGUAGUGAUGAUAUGACUCUCACAAGCCCUAGUAUGGAUAAUUCCAGUGCUGAGCUGAUACCUGGUGGUGACUCCCCAUUGAAUAAACGGAUGACUGAGAACCUGCUGGCGAGCUUGUCUGAACACGAGCGGGAAGCUAUCCUCAAUGUCCCUGCUGCACAGAAUCCAGAGGAUCUACGCAUGUUUGCAAGGCUGCUGCACUAUUUCCGAGGACGGCACCACUUGGAGGAAAUCAUGUAUAAUGAGAACAUGCGCCGCUCCCAGCUGGUCAUGCUCUUUGACAAGUUUCGCAGCGUGCUGGUAGUGACCAAUCAUGAGGACCCUGUGAUUUCAGUCUUCCAGUCCCUCUUGAAAUGACUGUGUGGAGUGUGGGAGGGGAACUGCUCCUCUGUUUUCAGCUCCCUCAGUCCUAAUAUUUUGUUUAUAUAAUGUUAAUACAGGAGCAGGGGUAGCAGCAGCCAGAGGUUGUACCCCCACCAUUGACCUUCCCAGUGACCCUCAGCAAGUCACCCCUUCUCCCUCCCUUUCACCAUCUGCCUGGGGAAUGUAAACCCUGACCUGCUUGUGGACGGAGCUCUGCCCUCAAGACGCAUGGGAGUGGGGCUAGAGAGGCACACACCAGUGAAGCUGUUCAGUCCAACUAGUUCCAGUGUGCAGUGUCUUCCCAAAGUCCCUGCCACUGGGCUGGGGUUCCUUGCUUCCUGCGCAGGCAGUGUGUGCGGAAUUGAAGAAAGGUUUUACCUUGGUGUCGCUGAAUAAACACACACUUUGACUGGA
This is a messenger RNA of Gopherus flavomarginatus (Mexican gopher tortoise), 2243 nucleotides long. RefSeq names its product NPR3 like, GATOR1 complex subunit (gene NPRL3). Gene Ontology annotation, cellular component: GATOR1 complex. The transcript is spliced from 14 exons. Gene Ontology annotation, biological process: TORC1 signaling; cellular response to amino acid starvation; positive regulation of autophagy. The coding region runs from base 75 to 1823 and encodes 582 amino acids. NCBI's taxonomy places the organism in Eukaryota, Metazoa, Chordata, Testudines, Testudinidae. The record is from RefSeq and is a predicted model, not a curated record.